GGGAUCCGACGACGACUGCCUCAUCUUUCAUUCAGAAAAAAACAGCUCGUGAAAAAGGCGAAACAGAAAACCUGACGCUGCCGCCCAGACUCCCGUCACGAUGAUCCACAGCUUGUUCCUGAUCAACGCGUCGGGGGAUAUUUUCCUGGAGAAGCACUGGAAGAGCGUGGUGAGCCGCUCCGUGUGCGACUACUUCUUCGAGGCGCAGGAGCGCGCCACGGAGCCGGAGAACGUGCCGCCCGUGAUCCCCACGCCGCACCACUACCUCAUCAGCGUGCUCCGACACCGCAUCUACUUCGUGGCCGUGAUCCAGAGCGAAGUGCCGCCGCUCUUCGUCAUCGAGUUCCUGCACAGAGUCGUGGACACGUUCCAGGACUACUUCGGCGUGUGCACGGAGGCGGCCAUCAAGGACAACGUGGUGGUGGUGUACGAGCUGCUGGAGGAGAUGCUGGACAACGGCUUUCCUCUCGCCACCGAGUCCAACAUCCUCAAAGAGCUGAUCAAGCCCCCCACCAUCCUCCGCACCAUGGUCAACACCAUCACAGGCAGCACCAACGUGGGGGAGCAGCUCCCGACCGGCCAGCUCUCCGUGGUGCCGUGGCGACGCACCGGCGUCAAAUACACCAACAACGAGGCUUACUUUGACGUGGUGGAAGAGAUCGACGCCAUCAUCGACAAAUCAGGCUCCACCAUCACCGCAGAAAUCCAGGGCGUUAUCGACGCCUGCGUCAAACUGACCGGCAUGCCAGAUCUCACUCUGUCUUUCAUGAAUCCUCGGCUGCUGGACGACGUCAGUUUCCACCCGUGCGUUCGGUUCAAGCGCUGGGAGGCCGAGCGGAUCCUCUCCUUCAUCCCCCCUGAUGGAAACUUCCGGCUGCUCUCCUACCACGUCAGCUCUCAGAACCUGGUGGCCAUCCCCGUGUACGUGAAGCACAACAUCACGUUCCGGGAGGGAAGUUCUCAGGGCCGGUUUGACUUGACUCUGGGCCCCAAACAGACGAUGGGGAAGGCGGUGGAGUCGGUGCUGGUGAGCAGCCAGCUGCCCCGGGGCGUCCUCAACGUCAGCCUCAACGCCACGCAGGGAACAUACACCUUCGACCCCGUCACUAAGUUGUUGACGUGGGAUGUGGGUAAGAUCAACCCGCAGAAGCUUCCCAGUCUGAAAGGCACCAUGAGUCUGCAGGCCGGAGCCUCUAAACCCGACGAGAACCCGUCCAUUAACAUCCAGUUCAAGAUCCAGCAGAUGGCCAUCUCAGGACUGAAGGUGAACCGGCUGGACAUGUACGGGGAAAAGUACAAACCUUUCAAAGGCAUCAAGUACAUGACCAAGGCCGGGAAGUUCCAGGUCCGUACAUAAAGACUGCUGCUCCGUGAACACUGGACCAAACCCCCGGGCGACUGCAUGGACGGGUCUUUAUGCAUUCGCCUACCGAGGUUCACCCGCGUAAGAUUGGAGGAUCAUUGUAGCAGUUUACAAACGGACUAUUUCACACAGAAAUAAAACCACUGUCGUCUGCUGGUUGAGAGCUCUGAGGGAGUGAGGAAAAGCUUGAGCCAAGUGUCCUAAAUCAUUUCUUUCUUUAACCAGGCCGAGCCCAGGACAACACAACCAGUAUUUCUCCCCAAUAUCCACUGCUGUUUAGUGUUUUCAGAGUUAGUCAGAAUUCAGUCCCAGCUUUUUAUAAACUCUUAUAAAUCGAUCAACAUCCCGGGCUCCGUCUGACUCAAAUGAAUCUGGUUUUUCCACUGGAAGUUUGUCGACCGGUUCAUUUGAGCAGAUUAUUGCAUCGUGUGCUGAGCAGUUCAUCAUACGUGAUGAAAGAUUACUGCAUGAUGAAAAUUCUGUUUUGUUACAUCAAAGAAUCUCUGCAAGCGACUACAAAAGUGUAACAACCGGGUAGCGCCUGAAAUUGGGUCAGAAAAUGGUUUAGGUGGAUAUGUUUCU
This is a messenger RNA of Cololabis saira (Pacific saury), 1945 nucleotides long. It is a transcript of the gene ap3m2, whose product is annotated as adaptor related protein complex 3 subunit mu 2. Gene Ontology annotation, cellular component: cytoplasmic vesicle; clathrin adaptor complex. Gene Ontology annotation, biological process: intracellular protein transport; endocytosis. The transcript has 9 exons. The coding region runs from base 101 to 1357 and encodes 418 amino acids. NCBI's taxonomy places the organism in Eukaryota, Metazoa, Chordata, Actinopteri, Beloniformes, Belonidae. The record is from RefSeq and is a predicted model, not a curated record.